Beta vulgaris subsp. vulgaris (sugar beet) is the source of this 990-nucleotide messenger RNA. RefSeq names its product putative inactive flavonol synthase 2. The coding region runs from base 1 to 990 and encodes 329 amino acids. Lineage: Eukaryota; Viridiplantae; Streptophyta; Magnoliopsida; Caryophyllales; Amaranthaceae. The record is from RefSeq and is a predicted model, not a curated record. The transcript is spliced from 4 exons.
AUGGAAGAUAUGCCCUCUUUCCAUUGGGUAAAUGAUGUUAAUCCAAUUUCAGUUACCCCUGAUUACAUACUUCCACAAGAAAAAAGGCCAAAUCUUACAAACCUAUCUCACUUAAUUUCGCUUCCAGUUAUUGACAUGAAUAAGGAAAAUGAGAUUUUAGUUCAUGAGAUAGCAAAAGCAUGUGAAGAAUUUGGAUUUUUUAUGCUUAUUAAUCAUGGUAUUUCCCAAGAAUUGUGCUACAAUGUACUGAAUGUCAUUACAAAUUUUUUCUAUCUACCUCAGCAAGAAAAGGCUAAGUUCUUCUCAACUUGUCAUAUGGAGGAUGGGAAGAUUUCAAGGUACUACCUAUGUGAUGAUUAUCAAGCAACUAAGAAAAAGACUGACUUAUGGUGUGAGGCCUUUUACCAUACUUGGGAUCCUUUUGAUCUUACUUUCAUCCAGAACUUGCCCCAGAGUCCUCCUAACUACCGGGAAACUAUUGUGUCAUAUGCGAAGGAGAUCGGGCCUCUAAUGCUACGAUUAUUAUGCUUAAUUUCUCAAGGACUUGGGCUGAGCAAACAUUAUCUACAAAGAAGUAUAAUAUUACAAGAGCAAGGGGUUACAGGCCUGCAUGUCCUCAAAGAUCAACAAUGGGUUGCUGUUCAUCCUAUUCCUGCUUCCCUUGUUGUUAAUGUGGCUGAUCAAUUGCAGACAGGGUGCAUCUUUCGGAGAGUUCUGUCCGUCAACUACAAAAGUUUAGAUAUUACAAAGAUUUUAAUCGGAACAGAUUGUCUGUUCAAAAUUAAUUGUAAAAUGGCUUUUGAUGUUGAGGUUGAUAGCUCAAACUUUUUGACAUGGGAAGCUCCCCAAGAUUUUCUCCUGUCUGGCGCAGUUUCUAGAAGUCAUGUUGUAAGAGGGAACGGAAAAAAAUCGCAGGUCUCUGACUUUAACAACGAGGAACCUCCGGUGAUCAAUGAUGAAUUGGCACAAUUUCAAAUGGUCCCCAGUUAA